GGUUCCUCUCCUUGCCGCUUACAUCAUUUUUUGCCAAUUAACGAUUUAAUAUUCUGCUUUCAGCAAUAUAUAGGACCUCAUGAUGACCAUAAGCGACCUUUUCAAUUUUUGGGGUGCAAAUUUUUCUUUUAUUGAUUCAUGAUGUGUAUUCAGAAAGAGGCCGGUUCAACACCUGUCAUGAAAUUCUUGGGAAGCAUAGAUGGGAUAUAUAACUUGAGGAUCUUGUGUUGAAGAGAUAUCCAAACUUGACUACAUUCUCAACUUUACGAAUUAGAUUAACUAUUGAUCUUUUAUUCCCCCCUUAUUAAUCUAUCUUUGCGCGAUUAAGUGUACAAGAUGAAUACCGCACCUCUCAUUUCUUUCGUGGCUUUAAUGGUCUUGUGCGUCUUUGCGGCGCCGAUCGAUCACUUUACUGAGGGCGAUGCUUUUCAGUCUCGGAGUGCUCUGAAUACUACUACUCCGCAUGCUGAACGAAGUGGCUUGAAUACUACUGUGUCUAAUGUCGCACGAAAUGAUUAUCCGAGCGCGGGAGAUGUGGUUCUUACUUUCUAUGCUAGGAAUGGUGAUUCCUUCCAACAGACUUUCCCUGUAGAUGGAAACAACUAUGUCAUCGAUAACCCGCUCAAGAUUGCAAAGAUCGUCGCAGAAGGAACGGGAUAUUGUGCGGUCACGGGUUACUCGGGAAGCUUUACACAGACGCAAAAUACGUGUGGGCCGUUGACGGUUAGUCCGAUUAGUGUGCAGGUUUGGGGUCAGUGUAGUACUGCGUUGCCGGCGGAGGGGUAUGGGUUGGAUGUUAGACCUAAUUAGUGUAGAGAUGGAAGAGAAUGGAGAAGGGAGAGAGGAAAGAAAGGAUUGAGAGUGGUGAUCGGGUGAAAUGAUGUGUUCGUUUUUACUUGGUGUUGGGUUUGAUUAUGAUGCUCUGUCAGAUUGUUCAUGAAAGGAACCUCGCUCCUUUUGUUUUAGGAAAGCAAAAUGGAUCGCCA
Messenger RNA from Botrytis cinerea B05.10, 986 nucleotides. RefSeq lists its product as hypothetical. Bases 337 to 810 code for a protein of 157 amino acids. Lineage: Eukaryota; Fungi; Ascomycota; Leotiomycetes; Helotiales; Sclerotiniaceae. The record is from RefSeq and is a predicted model, not a curated record. The transcript is spliced from 2 exons.